Molecule: messenger RNA, 6166 nt
Organism: Colletes gigas
Lineage: Eukaryota; Metazoa; Arthropoda; Insecta; Hymenoptera; Colletidae
Gene: rod
Product: kinetochore-associated protein 1
Exons: 33
Coding region: 19-6156 (2045 amino acids)
Biological process (GO): mitotic spindle assembly checkpoint signaling; protein localization to kinetochore involved in kinetochore assembly; mitotic sister chromatid segregation
Cellular component (GO): RZZ complex; kinetochore microtubule; cytoplasm
Molecular function (GO): small GTPase binding
Source: RefSeq, a predicted model, not a curated record
AAACGUUUUGCGGGUAAUAUGGCAUUGUGGAACAAAGUGUCAUCAGGAUUUGAUAAAGAUGAAGAAACUGUGAAUUUUGGUACACGAACAAUAGCAGAAAACAAUGGUUCAUUGUAUGAAACUUCUACAAUUGCCAUAAUACAAUCGGACGGAAAGGCAAUAGAGGAGCCAAAUGUUUUGGCAUCUGUGCAUUACUCAAGACUUUGUGUAGCAAUUGAUAAGUCAAUUACAAUAUUUAAGAAUGAAACUUGCGAGGAAAUAUUAUUAAGCAUCAGUUUUGACUCACCAGUAAUAUGUUAUUGCAUCUCCGAAAAUGGUUCUUUCCUAUUUGUUGUACUAUCAAAUGGAAUUUUAUAUUGUCUCCAUUUAUUAACUAAGGGACAAGUUAUUUUCACAAAAAAUAUAACAAAGAACGCAAAUACCAUAGAAGCAAUAUUUUUACAAAAUGAAUGCAACAAUUAUAUCAAUAUAUAUCUUGUUGCAAAAAAUGGUGCCAUUUAUAGAGUAUCAAAGUUUAAUGUUAAACUUAUUGAAGAUAAUAUUUUUCAUGGAUCCGAUGUUACAGUAAAAGAACUGAUAGACCAAGUUCAGUGUAUACAGCUAUUCAAAGGAUUUUUUUAUGAUGAGGUAAUAUAUGCUACUAUUGGUGUCAUAAAUGAAGAAAUAUCUGUGGCUAUGAUAUGUACAAAUAUGUUGUUCAUGUGGCCCAGUGAACUAUACAAUAAUUUUAAUAUGAUGCAAUACAAUUAUACCGCAGUAAAAUUUUUUAAAAAUCAUAUGUCAAUGCUAUGCUUACGUACAGAUAACAUGUUAAAUAUAGUUUGUCCUCAAACUUUACUUGGUUUAAAAGUAUAUAACAAACCUGUGUCAGAUUUUGCAAUAAUUGAAAAUAAUGAUAAUAGCUUAUGUCAAAUACUUGUUCUGACAACAAAUGAUGAUGAAUGUACUACACGGACUUUAGGUGUUCUUUCAUUUCCAGAAUUUGAACAGAAGUUUCAAAUAAGUGUACCUAUUACAACAUACCUUGUUGAAAUUAUGGAUCCUUGCGAUGAAGUAAUUUUAUUUUUAGAAGGUGUUAAUGAUUUUAAAAACAAUACUAAAUACACAGAUACAAUUAGAGUAAAAACUGUAUCAGAAAAUCUUCCUGAAUGUCAAUUACAACGCUUAUUGAGGAGGGAACAGUUUGAUGUAGCUGAAACUUUUGCAAACAAAUUUAAUUUAUCCUCGGAACCAAUUUAUUGCGCAAAAGUGGCAUUAUAUUUGUCACAACUUGGACCUUGGGCAAAGAAGUCAUCCGAUCCGAUUCAAUUUGAUGCUCUUCUUAAUAUAUUUGAUAAAAUAGAAAAUGUGCAAUACAUAGUAGAAUGUUGUAGCAAAGCACUUCUACCAGAAUAUAAGCAAAUGAGGAAAAUUUAUUUAUACGCACGCGAAAGAAUAAUAGAAAAUAUAUCAAAAACGAAGAACAAUGAAUAUUUAAAUCUUUUGUUUUUAAUUAACAACAUAUUGCACAAAUUAGAAACAUUUCACAUGAUUUGGGGAUAUCAAAAGGAUUCUAAAUGCUAUGAUGAUGAUACUAUGAAAGAAUGGAUAAAAUUUUCACGAGCAAAUUUUAUGGAAGAAUAUAAAACUCAUUUACGUUUGGGUGAACUUGAUGCAGCUACUCUAAUCUGGACUAGACAUUUUUCAGACAUUAUAAAACAUGUAUCUGUAGAAACUGUAGAAAACAUUUUUACACUUAUUCCUGAACAAAUAUCACUAUCUGCUCUUUGGCCAUGGUUGUCAUAUUUUAUACCGACUUUACUAUCUUCUAUUCCUGGCGCAAUCGGUGUAAUUAUUCUCUGGGGAUGUAAAAAAGUCAAAUCAUUUGAAAAAUUACAUCGUAUCACGUGGCCUCAGAAUGGAAUUGAUUUUGCGAAUAAGUUUAUACGAUUGUUACGAAUUGAAGAAAAUGAUCAGCCGCUGUAUGCUCACUAUGAAUAUUUGAGUAAAGAUUCAGAUUUAAAACAAUUUGUUCUUUUGAUACAAGCUAUGUCUGAUGUCAAACAAUUAAAAGCCAAUUAUAGAUUAACAAUAUCUCUGGAUUCAUAUAUUCGAGACCCUAUUGAAGUGUCUCAUAUCUUAUUGAAUAAAAUAUACAUAGAUACAAUUCCAGAAUUUGUAAAUACAUUUUUGGGACAAUACAUGCUAAAUAAUUCAUUACAAAAUGAUCAUGUCUUUUCUUCAUACAUACAGAAAAUUAUACAAAACUCUAAAAAUUGGUGGUCUGGCGAAGAAGCUCCAUGGGAAAAAAGGGUGGUUGUUAUUAUUGGUUUGAUUCAAAAUGUAGAGACUAGAUUACAACAAACAUUAGAGGUAUUGAAGAAAGCUUUUGUUCCAUGGAGUUCCACUAUAGUAACUUUAGCAGAAACAAGCAGCAACUUGGACCAUGUUUUAGCAUUUCAAAUAAAAAUGGAAUACAAUUAUAUGUCAAUAAAGCUUAUAUUAAAGAAAUAUGGAUAUGAGCGCAUUGGUAUAAAUGAUAAAUUGAUAUCCCGUAUAAUAAAAGAAAAUCAUGAGGACAUGAUCUCUCAUAUCCAACAAGUAACUAAAAAUGAUCCAUUAUUAAAAAAAAGAGCGUUUUCAUCUUGUACAAUCUAUUACUUGUCUAAAGGGAAUAUAGAAAAAGUAAUAAAUAUUUUGGAUUCAUUGGAAACAGAUAUUUUAUUAUAUUGUUGUAUACAAAUCAUUAAUUACGUAACGGCCAGUUUAACUUUAAAGAUUUUACCCGAAUCCCUUGAACAUUACAUUGAAAUAUUGGGUUGGGUGAAAUUACAAUUAAAAGAAAUUUCAACAAAAUGUAAGACCAGGUCACAUUACUGUAACAGUAUUGUUAUUAGUAUAGACGAAGUGAAGUCGAUGUAUCUGUUAAAAAAACAAUUUCAAAUUAAUAUUACAUUCGAAGAAUAUCACACUGAAAAAUCGCUAAUAUUACGGAAUUAUGUUGAAAAAGUAUGCAACGAUACAGAAAGCGUUAAUUAUGUACCUAUUCUGUACAAAAAUGUUAUUAAAAUAGCAGACUUACUUCGGUUACAAAGGCUUGAUGCUAUAUCUUUGUUGGUAGAAUGGACAAAGAAUAUAGAUAUAUUUAAACAUUUCAGCAGAUACACAGGAAAACAGUUACAUUUAAUGCCAGAGGAAUGUCAAUAUAUACAUAAAAUGUGUUUGUUAAUGCUACAGUAUGCCAAAAUGGAUUCAGACAUGAUGGUAAAUGUUCAGAAUUUAAUUUCUGCAACAUUAUGCAUUUGUUCAGAUGAUAAAUUACCGUCCAUGUUGUCAUUACUUGUCUGUGUAAACUUGUUUCAAGACUGCUUUAACAAAAAUACUGUACACAGUUCAAAUGAAACGAAUACAAUGCAAGAGAAUAUUCCAAUAGCAAAUUGGAAAUUAUAUACAAUAUAUAAAGAUUUAGCUAUUGCCGCAGAUGAAUUGUUACUACCAGUAUUUAGAGAUGUAAUUUCUAUACAGAAGCUUUACAUGGUCAAAUCAGAAUUAGAUGGAAAAUGUACAGUGAUAAAUAAAGCUGAUCUAAGUUCCAAACAGCUAAAUAUACAAGAACUGUUGAAGGAAUUGCUCGAUACAAUGAAGAAUUUAAAAGUGGGACACAAUGAUUAUUCUUUACUGCAAAUUAUUAAGACAUUGUAUUUUAGUAUUUGCAUUAUACCAGAUAUGAAUACCACUUUAUUAACAGAAACUCAAUUACUAUACUACCAUUUUAUAACAGUACUAUUAAAAAAAUUAGCAAGUACACGAACAUUUGAUGUUCAUCUUGGUCUGUCGUGUUUGUUUAUGUUACCCGAGUCGAUGGCAUGUAAAUGGUUUUCUGCUGCUUGUAAAUUAUUGCAAUCUAAUUGUACCCGACACUUACGAGUAUCGGUGCUUGGAUAUGAAUAUUUUCGUUUGACAAAAAAUGAAGCGAUCAUGCAAACAUACCAAGAUAACAAAACAUUACACCAUUGGGCACAAAAGUUAUCAAAAUAUUCUGUUUCAUAUAAAGAGAUUUUAACAAGUGAUACUCAAUGUAAGAGAGAAAUAUUGCAACGCAUUAUGAAUUACAAUGGUGAUGAUUUAGUGUCUUUAUUCCAACAAUUUUCCCAUGAUUUUGGCUUUGAUGAGCAAGAUUGUUUGCUACUUUAUCUAGAAACAAUAGUAAAAACAUGGAAUCCAAAAUUACGCAUAAGCAAUCUUAAUGGAAGGAAAGAAUUACACAUUGACGAAGACGAAGUAAAUGAACUAAAAAAAAAGUGUAGCAUUGUAGCUGCUAAAAUUUCAGACAAAACUGCUUUAACAAACUGUAUCAACACUGUUUAUUCACAAAUUAAUUUUUAUCAUUAUGAAAUAUUUAUAAUCCUUAUGGAUCUUAUUGAAGAUCGGAAAAUUGAAAAUAGAAAUUAUUUUCGUUUUCUACAAAAUUAUACUCGUAUUAGUCAACAUACUCAAAUAGAACACGACGAGUGGAUGCAUCUUAAUCCAGGAUAUACAUGUCUACCACCUAUAGCAGAAUGGCGAUUACCUUUUUUGCCUAAAGUUGAUUUAUGGACACUUAUAACUCCAGAAUUAAAUCUAAAAAGUUACAAAAAAUGGUUAAAUAUUGCUCCUACUCUUAAAUUACAACCACAUAUUAUAUGUACAUUGGCUAUUAAGGGAGAAGUAAAUAAUACUUGGGGGAAUAAACAUAAAACAGAUAAAUGGAGUGUUUGGUCAAAAAAUAGUAGUUUAUUGAGCGAUAUAAUGAAAUGCAUUGAGCAAAUGAAUGAUCCAAAAGCAUUAUACUAUGGCACAGCAGCGUUAUAUUACGUUGUGAAUCAUACUCCUCCAGGUGCUGACCAAGUGGCAGCAGUCGAAGAAUGUUAUAAAUAUGCUCAAAUAUAUACUCAGAAAUCUACUACAUUUGAAGAGGGAAUGCUAGAGAAAAUAAAAUUCAAGUAUUUAUAUUUUACGUCGGAACAUGUUUUACGUACGCAUGGCUUAGGAAAGGCGAACUAUCUAUCAUUAAUUGGAGAUUCGCGCAAGCUGGUUCGGGAAUUGUACACAGAUGAAAGUAUACCACAAAGGUAUAAAUAUGUAAUUGAUCAUAGACCUGAUAUAAAUUCGGCGGUCAAUUCUCUCAGUCAGUUGUUUUCUAUCAAUAUGGUAAAACUAUGGGUGGAAUUAUUACAAGAGUGGCUGCAACCAGAAAAUAAAUAUGGGAGAUUUAAUCAUAGCAUUACGGAUGCAUUUUCAACGAUAAAUUCCGAGCCAAAUACAACUUCUAAUGAUAAUUUAUUAAGGGCACGUUAUAUUCUAGAACAUGGAAAUCUUGAAUUGUCAGCUAACUUUCUUAUAAACAUAGUUUUUGAUGAUAGUAAUGAAGAUUAUAAUCCUGAAACACGUUACAGAGCUCUUCACGUGUUACAAUCUAUACUUGAUGUAGCUAAAUUAGAAGAUUUAACUAAACGUGAUAUUCGAACAAUCAGAAAUUAUAUGAAAUCUCUAAAGUAUAUAGGUAGAUUGGAAUCAUUGGGAAUAGGUUACAGUAUAAAUGCAUUUGAAACAUGUUCCAAGCAUGAACUGGUACAAAUUUUAUGGAAAACACAAAAUUACUCGACCCAGGCACUUGUUGUUAUUGCACAAAUCUGCAUAGAUUUUGAAAUAUAUGACUACGCAUUAUGGGAUAAAAAUUUAACACAAUUAGCUAAAUUAUUAAUGGUUAACGAACUAAAAAAGAUCUUACUGCAAACACGAAGUAUAAGUGCUAUUGUAAACUGUAAUGGAUAUAUAUCAGGGUGGCAAGUAAUAAUUUCUGAACCUUUUAGAAAAAUGAAUGUUCAUCCGACCUUGGAACAAAUUGAUAGUUGUAUAGAAGCAUUACAACUUUUGUAUUCGUGCCCUGUUGUACAUGUUUUAUGUUUCAAUGAAAUUAUAAAAUAUUGCUUUCAAUCUAUACAACCACAUUUAGCUGCUGCUCUUUUACCUUUUUUGUAUAACGAUGAUAAAAAACAUGUUUUAGAGGAAAUCAAAAAUAAAUUCAACGUUACGAAAGUAUUGGAAGAUUUAAAUAACUUAUCAUUAAGUGGAAUACUUUGUGUAUCUUAUUGCACUAAAAUUAUACAAAAUACAUUGUCAAAGACACAUCUCUAAUAAAGCAUGG